This is a messenger RNA of Knipowitschia caucasica, 678 nucleotides long. The record is from the annotation of a GenBank genome assembly. NCBI's taxonomy places the organism in Eukaryota, Metazoa, Chordata, Actinopteri, Gobiiformes, Gobiidae.
AUGGACCUCAUCAUGAACCUCAUUAUGGACCUCAUCAUGAACCUCAUCAUGAACCUCAUCAUGCACCUCAUCAUGCACCUCAUGAACCUCAUCAUGGACCUAAUCAUGAACCUCACCAUGAACCUCAUCAUGGACCUCAUCAUGAACCUCACCAUGAACCUCAUCAUGGACCUAAUCAUGAACCUCACCAUGAACCUCAUCAUGGACCUCAUCAUGGACCUCACCAUGAACCUCAUCAUGGACCUCAUUAUGAACCUCAUCAUGGACCUCAUCAUGGACCUCUUCAUGAACCUCACCAUGGAACUCAUGAGCCUCAUCAUGGACCUCAUGAACCUCAUCAUGAACCUCAUCAUGGACCUCAUGAACCUCAUCAUGGACCUGAUCAUGGAUCUCAUCAUGAAUCUCAUCAUGGACCUCAUCAUGAACCUCAUCAUGGACAUCAUGAACUUCAUCAUAAACCUCAUUAUGAACCUCAUCAUGAACCUCAUCAUGGACCUCAUGAACUUCAUCAUAAACCUCAUCAUGGACCUCAUAGACCUCAUGAACUUCAUCAUGAACCUCAUCAUGGACCUCAUGAACUUCAUCAUGAACCUCAUCAUGGACUUCAUUAUGAACCUCAUCAUGGACCUCAUGAACCUCAUCAUGGACCUCAUCAUGAGGAUACAGACACAGGAUUAG